AUGGCACGCAGCCUGGCAAGCGCACGCCAGGGGUCACGCGUCCUAGGCUACGGAGCUGUUGAUGUGCGAGAUUUCGAUACCCUUCAAAAAGCCGUAACAAGUUGUGUGAAGGAGCUUGGGAGUAUUGACUUUGUCAUCGCUGGAGCGGCAGGAACAUUCCUCUCGCGAAUUGCAGACAUGUCUCCAGGUGCUUUCAAAUCAGUCAUAGAUAUUGAUCUUAUUGGUUCCUUCAACACACUGAAGGCCACCCUUCCAUAUCUGGAAGAGUCUGCUGCAAAAUAUCCCGCAACAGGAAAUGCCACACCAAAAGCCGGCACGGGUGGAAGAAUUGUUUUCAUUACUGCGACACUCCAGUAUCAAGGGACGGCGCUUCUAGCACACGCCUGUGCAGCCAAGGCUGGAGUUGACACGUUGUCCUCGAUAGCCGCCAUUGAGUAUGGCCCACGGGGCCUGACCUCCAACAUCAUAGCUCCUGGGCCAAUUGGAGAAACAGAGGGAGUCAAGCGAUUGGAAUCCGCCGAGGGUUACAAUAAGUCGGUCGCAACGAUUCCAAGCGGCCGAUUUGGCACAGUGAAAGAGAUUGCGGAUGCAACAAUUUAUCUUUUUAGUGACACAGGCAGCUAUGUCAAUGGCGCAACUCUGGUUGUGGAUGGCGGCGCUUGGAGAACACAAGGAGGUGCUAACAAGAAUGGAGACUACCCCUAUCCGGGAUACUAUCUUUCAAGUGGUGGUCCUAGAAGCCCAGUUUCGAAGCUAUAA
Molecule: messenger RNA, 759 nt
Organism: Exophiala bonariae
Lineage: Eukaryota; Fungi; Ascomycota; Eurotiomycetes; Chaetothyriales; Herpotrichiellaceae
Exons: 4
Coding region: 1-759 (252 amino acids)
Biological process (GO): fatty acid catabolic process
Cellular component (GO): peroxisome
Molecular function (GO): 2,4-dienoyl-CoA reductase (NADPH) activity
Source: RefSeq, a predicted model, not a curated record